Molecule: messenger RNA, 1879 nt
Organism: Teleopsis dalmanni
Lineage: Eukaryota; Metazoa; Arthropoda; Insecta; Diptera; Diopsidae
Product: putative inorganic phosphate cotransporter
Exons: 4
Coding region: 146-1633 (495 amino acids)
Biological process (GO): monoatomic anion transport; transmembrane transport
Cellular component (GO): plasma membrane
Molecular function (GO): transmembrane transporter activity
Source: RefSeq, a predicted model, not a curated record
UGCCAUCAAUUUGAUUGUAUCUGUUGAUAUAUGUUGAGCGCAGUGCAUACAUCUGAUUAUUUACAAACAAACGCACAAAAUACUUUAUUUAACAAAUGUUUAAUAAAUAUUGCUGACUGUGAUAAAAUUCGUUUUAAUAUUGAAUAUGGUUUUGUGUUGUGAUUGCUUUCAUUCCAAUGGCUAUCAACAGAUAGGGCAAGGUCCUCGCUUUGGUGUACGUCAUCUACAAUGUUUUCUGGUAUUCUGUGGUUUAGCUGUAGCAUAUGCCCUACGUGUCAAUCUGUCCGUGGCCAUUGUGGCUAUGACUGAUAGUAAUUCCACCAAUCCUAAUUUUCAGGAAUUCGAUUGGAACGAGGGCAUCAAGUCUUAUCUCCUCAGCAGUUUCUUCUGGGGUUAUGUUAUUACUCAAGUGCCUGGUGGUUAUUUAUCGUAUAAAUAUGGUGCCAAAUACACAUUUCUUUUCGGAGUACUUAUCUGUUCCUGUUUGGCGAUUCUUACACCAUUUUGUGCUGAAAUCGGAGAUUGGCCAUUUGUUUUGGUAUUGCGCGCAGCUCAAGGCCUGUGUCAGGGUAUGAUAUUUCCUUCAACACACACAUUUUUAUCGAAAUGGGCGCCUGCGGAAGAACGUGGGCGUUUAGUUAGUUACUGUUACUCAGGCGCACAAUUUGGUACAGUUAUUAUGCUAUUUGUAAGUGGUUAUAUAGCUUCAUCGUGGAUGGGCUGGCCUAGUAUAUUUUACACAUCUGGUGUAGCCGGAAUAGUGUGGUCAAUCGUAUGGUACAUGCUCAGCGCCAGCACACCAGCUGAUCAUCCGUCCAUAACAACUAAUGAACGUAGAUAUAUUGAGACAUCUGCUCAAGGGCGUCGUUUAUCAGAUUCGGAACAAGCAAGAGUGCUGCAUAACCCACCAUGGCUCAAAAUAUUAACUUCAUUGCCAUUUUUAACGUUGCUUUUAGUUCACUGUGCUAAUAAUUGGGGCUUUUGGACGCUAAUGACCGAAAUACCAACAUUUAUGAAAAAUAUACUAAAUGUUGAUAUACGCAACAAUGGACCUCUAUCUGCGUUACCAUACUUAGUCAUGUGCUUGUUGUCUUUCGGUUUCAUAAUUUUGGCUGAUGUCAUUAACGGUUUCAAUCGUAUGCCCUUGUCAUUCUCUCGCAAAUUUUUCAAUACACUGGGACAGUGGGUACCAAUGUGUGCAUUAAUUGGGCUUGGCUAUAUUACAACUGGUGAAAACAUGAAUACUCUGGCAAUAACACUGCUUACGAUUGCAGUCGGAGUGAAUGCUGCUACUUAUUUAGGCUUUCAAGCAAAUCACAUAGAUCUUUCGCCGAAUUUCGCUGGUGCUCUCAUGGGCAUUACCAAUUGUGCAGCAAAUUUCAUAAGUAUAAUAGCGCCACUUUCUGUUGGAGUUAUAGUGACCGAUGAGACAAAUCCUUUGCAAUGGCGCAUGAUCUUCUAUAUGUCUGCUGCUUUCUAUUUUUUGGGCAAUUUACUAUUUAUAGUAUUCGGUCGCACAAACACUCAACCGUGGAACCACAUUGGAAAUAGCAGGAGGAAUUCCAAUACACCUGUUCCUACUCAAGCAGACGAGUCAAAUGAUGAAACGUCACCUUUGAAUAGUGAAAAUUAAAAACUAUUUCUGAAUUUUAUCGUAUCUCAAAUUAAAAAUGAUGUGAUAAGUACCUAUUACUCUGACGAAACUUCUCUACUAUAAAUGUCAUAUACAUGACUUACGCUUCCAAACGAAUUUAUCUUGGUCUAUUUUUUCGCCUUGCUAAAUUAUUUCUACUUAAGUUGAAAUGUAAGCGAAAUAAAAAAAAUUUUGCCUAUUCAUUCUUCAAAAUUUACCGAAAGUAUUUAUAAUUGAAGCGAAUUU